GCGCCCGCGUCCUCGCCAGCAGCGCCGGCGGCCGAUCGGAAAGCGGCACCCGCGUCUGCAGCGGCACCGGGUCGGAGCGCGCAGCGCGGGGCGGUGGCGGCAGCAGGGGUCCGGGCCCGGGCGGGUACUGGGGGUCCUGGCAUGGCGCUGUGGAGAGGCGGCGGGGCGCUGGGGCUGCUGCUGCUUAGCGCCGCGUGCCUCAUCCCGCCGAGCGCGCAGGUGAGGCGGUUGGCGCGCUGCCCCGCCACUUGCAGCUGUACCAAGGAGUCCAUCAUCUGCGUGGGUUCCUCCUGGGUGCCCAGGAUCGUGCCUGGCGACAUCAGCUCCCUGAGCCUAGUCAAUGGAACCUUUUUGGAAAUCAAGGACCGGAUGUUUUCCCAUCUGCCUUCCCUGCAGCUGCUACUGCUGAAUUCUAACUCAUUCACGGUGAUCCGCGACGAUGCCUUUGCCGGCCUCUUUCAUCUGGAAUACCUGUUCAUUGAAGGGAACAAAAUAGAAACCAUUUCAAGAAAUGCCUUUCGGGGCCUCCGUGACCUGACUCACCUUUCUUUGGCCAACAACCACAUCAAAGCACUUCCGAGGGACGUCUUUAGUGAUCUAGAUUCUCUGAUUGAACUAGAUUUAAGGGGUAAUAAGUUUGAAUGUGACUGCAAAGCCAAAUGGUUGUAUCUAUGGCUGAAGAUGACGAAUUCCACUGUGUCUGAUGUGCUGUGCAUCGGUCCACCAGAGUACCAGGAGAAGAAGCUCAACGAUGUGACCAGCUUCGACUAUGAGUGUACCACCACAGACUUCGUCGUUCAUCAGACUCUGCCCUACCAGUCCGUGUCAGUAGACACGUUCAACUCCAAGAAUGAUGUGUACGUGGCCAUCGCUCAGCCCAGCAUGGAGAACUGCAUGGUCUUGGAGUGGGACCACAUAGAAAUGAAUUUCCGGAGUUAUGACAAUAUCACAGGCCAGUCCAUCGUGGGCUGCAAGGCCAUCCUCAUCGAUGACCAGGUCUUUGUGGUGGUGGCCCAGCUCUUCGGCGGCUCUCACAUUUACAAAUACGAUGAGAGCUGGACCAAGUUUGUCAAAUUCCAAGACAUAGAAGUGUCUCGGAUUUCCAAGCCCAACGACAUCGAGCUGUUUGAGAUCGACGACGAGACGUUCUUCAUCAUUGCUGACAGCUCGAAAGCCGGCCUGUCCACGGUUUACAAAUGGAACAGCAAAGGGUUCUACUCGUACCAGUCUCUGCAUGAGUGGUUCAGAGACACGGAUGCAGAGUUUGUAGACAUCGAUGGGAAGUCACACCUCAUCCUGUCCAGCCGCUCCCAGGUCCCCAUCAUCCUGCAGUGGAACAAAAGCUCAAAGAAGUUUGUCCCCCAUGGUGACAUCCCCAACAUGGAGGAUGUCCUGGCUGUGAAGAGCUUCCGGAUGCAGAAUGCCCUCUACCUUUCGCUUACCCGUUUCAUUGGGGACUCCAGGGUCAUGCGGUGGAACAGUAAGCAGUUUGUGGAGGUUCAGGCUCUUCCGUCCCGGGGGGCCAUGACCUUGCAGCCCUUCUCCUUCAAAGAUAACCACUACCUGGCCCUAGGGAGCGACUACACCUUCUCACAGAUAUACCAGUGGGAUAAAGAGAAACAGCAGUUUAAAAAGUUUAAAGAAAUCUAUGUGCAGGCUCCCCGGUCUUUCACAGCCGUCUCCACCGACAGGAGAGAUUUCUUUUUUGCAUCCAGUUUCAAAGGGAAGACAAAGAUUUUUGAACAUAUCAUUGUUGAUUUAAGUUUGUGAAAGGUGUGAUUUCAAAGAUGUGUAGUGUUAGCUCUCGCAAGAGAGAAAGGGGACCAAGAAGAAAUAAAAUUAAAAAAAAAAUCGUAAAAUAAGCCAGGCUCAGAGCUCUGAAAUUAAAAUUCAUAAUUCACUGGGGAAGUAGUUAGACAUUUUCAAACUUUUAGGAUUCACAUUUUAACCAGGGAUUGCAUUUUUUUUUCUUUUUUGGCUGAUUGCAUGACAGGCCCGUGCUGCUGUUUAAAUAUGACAUCUUAAAGCCUGUAAUUUCUGAGAAAAGAGCGCAGCAUCUUACCAUCUAGCAAACAGCGUGCUACUACUUUAUUUUCAAUGAGAAAGGAGAACACUGAGCAAGAAGGGCCAGCCCUUUUAGUGAAAUACAAAACCAAAACGCCCCCACCCCACUAAGCCCACAGACCUGCCUCGUCCCAUCUUCGCAAUCUUUCAGCUAAGAGCUGUAAAGCCAAAGUGAGCUGAAAAGAUUUGCUGAUCAUCUGUUUGAACAUCUCAGAACACUUCGCAGUGCUAUUCUGAGCCAUCCCAGUUUCCUGAAAGUCAGGGCCAGUCUUCUGGCAUCUUCCUUGGAGCAGAACCUUGGCUCUGCCCUCGUUUGGAUUGAUCCCCCUCACGGAGUGUAUUCCCUGGUUAAUAUUUGAUAUCGCUUCCUCUGCCACAGAGAAAAUAUUCUGGUGACACAUGCCUAGGCCAGCAUGGACUGUGGGUCCAGCAGCAGCAAGGUAAAGGGGUUUCCCCCUGUUUUGUUUUCUUUUUCUUUUUUUUUUUUUUUUUUUUUUGUGGUUCAAAGGUGACCCUCGAGGUGGCUGGAGCAAUCAUAUGUGUCUGAUGUGCGCUGUUGCUCACUUGCAUCUCUGAGCCCAUCCUUUUAGUCUGUGGGUAACUGGCAGCCGGGCCAAAGGCUGAGCGGUGCUUUUCAUCUGUCCUUUGGAGGGAUGGAACAGGUGUUUCCAUCCACUGUGCGCUGGGGAGGGCUUUUGAAGUGAGAUUGUACGGAGUCAGAGGGGACUUUACUCAGAUCUGGAUGCUCUUUGAGGCUCAGAGGGGGCCCUUUGAUUGAUGCAUGUCUUUGCCCUCUGGACGACUUAAUAUUUCAAGUAAUUGGUUGAAUGGAAACCUGCCUCCCUGCCCACCUGCCUCCCUUGCUCCUGGAACAAGGCUUUGUUGAGUCGCAGCGAUGACAGUGGCUGGCUUGUGCAACCCUGCUGCAGUUUCUGCAUGUGCAAACGUCGAAAUCCCAGGGUGGCUGCUGUCGACAGAGGCACACCUCCCUCUUCCAGCACACUAGGCAAAGGAAGCUUGGCCAUGUGCUAGUGGUGGGGCAUCCGGUAGAGCGUCAGGACAGACCAGCAUCUCAUAGUCCGUGUCUGUGCUCAGGACCAGGUGGGCUAUUUCGAAUCAGGCCUCCCCAUGGGGACAGCAGGGAGGCUCUUGGGGGUCUGGUUUUAUCGGUAGUUUCAUGGUGGAUUUCUAAGUAGCUGGUUCUCUCUGAGGAUAUAAAGCAGAUGCUUUUUUAGGGGAGCCCUUUGCAGAGUAACCCACUGCAUCCCUUCCAGCCAUGAAGGUGGCAUAAUCCCACUGCAGUGUGCUGUGGAGUUCGAACCCUCAUCACCACCCUGUAGAUAGGUAGAGGGGUGUCUGAAAUGUGAUUGUGUCUGUUCUUCUCUAAGCGGCGGGGACUGAGCGAUAGAUACACCACACUGGAGAGCUCUGCAUGGGUGGUAAGCAGCGCUCCUGGCUGCUCUUUCCAGCCUAGGGGACCAAGGACUUUAAUGAACCCUGUCACUCACACUCUCUAGUGUGGUUGCUUGGAACUUUGGUGCUAAAUGCCAAGCAAACAGAAUGAGUGGUCUGCUUUAACUUUCUAAGCAUAAGUGACUCAUUCUUUGCAUUCUUUUGUCUUCUGGGUUCAUUUGAAUUGACCACGAGUUCCCAGCUCUCCAUGUUGGAGACUUAAGGUAUGAGGCUUCUGCUCUUCCUUCCCCUGGAGAACAGGUGAGCCAUGCCCCCCCCCCCCAGGCAUUGGUCCCCCAGACAGGCUAGUAGCACUGACGUUCUGUUUCCUGCUGCUCAGAGAGGAACCCACAGGGGCAUCUUUGAGGGUGCUGCCUCCACAGAGCCUCACACGGCCAUUGUGUAGAGUUUGGAAAGUCACACUACACGGGGGUUUGAGCUUGGGAUGGGGGCUUUGUUACACCCAGAAGAAACAUUUGAGUAACCGCAAGGGCCCAUAGUAGGUGGUGGGCUGGGGUGUGAGAGGGCUGGCCGUCCUCUCUGCUACAGUCAAGGUUCCUUGUCCCUUUAAAUUAAGUUUAUACAAGAGUCUGCAGUCUUCUGCCUUCUGUGCUGUGCGGGGAGAUAUUUGUUCUGGCCAAAACGCAGCGAAGGAGCAGAGACGUUCUUGGCAUAAGGUGGGGGAGCUUUGCUUCAUUAAUCUUACUGCUCUCUCCCAAGAAUCCCUGAAGUUUUAAGCAAUUUCUGCAAAAGGCUUUCUUCCAGUAAUGAUGUAAAAUAACACAACCCACCCACACAACCAUGACAAAAAGCCCAAGGCAGAGGAAAGCAUAGGACUGCCCAGCCGAGGGGGAUUGCCCCUCCCUUUCUCUCUUCUCCCCUCCCCCUCCUUCUCUUCCCAUCACCCAUCACCCAUACAUUGUUACCUUCUCAGCUUGCCCUUUGUCAUCUCUGCACCUGGGUUCCUAGUCUUCUCAGCUUGCCCUUUGUCAUCUCUGCACCUGGGUUCCUAGGCUGAUCCCACCAGUCAGUAGUCAUGUGACUUUAAGGCCGUAACCUGAAAGCGAGGGUUAGUCCUCAGACUCUGUAGGAUCAGUCAUAGAUCUCUAUAAAGAUGAAAAAUAAACCUUCGGGCUGACAAGGGCUUUGUUCUUGGGCUGUGGAUAGGAUCAGCUCGCAUCCCGGAUACUUUGUGUCCCUGCUCUAUGUAUCUGUGUUCCUCUCAUGUGUCAUGUGUCUCUGGUUUACGGAGGGCAGGUGUUACUCUAAUUUCAGAGAGAAGGGAAUAGACACAGAGCCCAAGUGGAUGGCCUGCCUGCCAUUAGCCAGUUAUAAGCAGCAAAGCUAGAACUUUCCCUUGGACAGCGGGUGUCGCAUCUUCUCUCUCUCUCACUAAUGCUCUGCUGUGCCCACCCAAAGACAGACACUGUUGCCGUGACAGUGAAGACAGCGGUUCUUGUAGGUUAAAGUAAAAGCAGACAAGCAGGACGAAGAGCCAGAAGAAAAGUCCUGCCUGACAGACGCCAUUCAACCAUCAGUAACACUGAACAAUUGGCAAACACCCCAGAACUGUGUGACAUGCCCGGCCAUGCUCGAGAAAGCCUUCCGGAAACGUCGGAUAGCUUCAGUUGUCUGGAGAGGAUUUCUAGCAGGCACGGCUGUAACUCCUCCCACUUAGCCAUGGGAGGAGUGGUGAGGCUGGACACAUCUGGUUCUUGUCACGAUGUCCACCAGAUGAGAUGAGUUCUGUGAGAGAGAAAUUAAAAACCCAAAUGCGGGAGCAAUGAUGAAUUGUUCUGGGGCCCUCUCUGGCCUUUGGGGAGCUCACGGAGAGCAACAGUGUUGUGCUCUUCUUUCUGAGGAGUGAGGCUGCAUGUUUUUAGGAAAGAAAUCAGUGUGAGAUGCUGGAAGUUGAGCCGCCAGGGGUGCUCACGAUGGAUGUCUGUGGGAGGGGCUCCUGUUUGCAUGCCACCUAAAAGGAAGCCUCUAGCCAGCUUCCAGAUCCUUCUGCAGAAGAACCAGGCCUUGUGUGAAGCUUGGAAAGGAAGUUACCUCAUUAGACAGUGCCCAGGGUUUUGUCGGACAGUGCGCUGGAGCAGAAUCAGCAGUCUACCAGUAGAUGCAGUGAACAAGGUGGUUCAGAUCCAGGGCACCAUGGAAAAAGGGGGAGAAGUGCAGGGCAGAUGGCUACAGAGCAAAUGCAUUGGGGAGAGUGGGAACAAGCUUGAAAGGAAAGAGUAAUCACAAUUUCUGUUGCCUUAGCGGAGGGUAGAAUGACCAGGCAAAUCAGCAGCACACCAAUAAUUGAACAGCGUCCGUUGUGAUGCUGAUUCAAACAACAAGGACAUCACCAGGCCUCUGAGCUCUCAGCUGAGGCACUCUGCCCCCUUACCCUGUCUCAUCGCUUGCGCCAGCAGCCACCUUUCUAGUAGGAAACUAUGCAUUCCCUGUCCAGCCCCUUGACUAUCAGGAAUGUAUGAGAACUGUGAUAAAAUAGGCCAAUAUGCCAUUUGGUACUGUUUUUAUGUAUUUUAAAUGUACAACUUAGGCGAAACAAUACUUUCUAUGUGGACGGAAGUAAGUUUUACAGCAGACAAUGAUGGAUGUGUUUUCAAGCUCUGGAUAUACUUAGCUCUUUUUGGAAAAUAGAUUCAACACAUGAUAUGCCUCUUAAUUCUAUAUAUUCUGUAAU
Chionomys nivalis (European snow vole) is the source of this 6208-nucleotide messenger RNA. It is a transcript of the gene Lgi2, whose product is annotated as leucine rich repeat LGI family member 2. NCBI's taxonomy places the organism in Eukaryota, Metazoa, Chordata, Mammalia, Rodentia, Cricetidae. Gene Ontology annotation, biological process: inhibitory synapse assembly. The transcript has 8 exons. The coding region runs from base 142 to 1770 and encodes 542 amino acids. Gene Ontology annotation, molecular function: protein binding. The record is from RefSeq and is a predicted model, not a curated record.